AAGUUGACUUUUCCCGUCCAUUCAAGGGCAUUGCUGAAGGACUCCAAAGAUCACGCUUAAACCCACAAAGGCCCGUCAGCACGGGGUAGCCGGCCUCAUGGACGCUGGAAAACACGUAGGCGUUCAAUACAAGGGAUGUAUCAGCUGAUAAAGUCCUAGCUGUGCACGGACAUAGACCAUGGGGGACUGGAACCUGUUGGGAAAGCUCUUGGAAAAAGCCCAGGAGCACUCCACCGUGGUGGGCAAGGUGUGGCUCACGGUCCUUUUCAUCUUCCGCAUCCUGAUUCUCAGCGCGGCUACGGAGAAGGUGUGGGGCGACGAGCAGUCGGGCUUCACCUGUGACACCAAGCAGCCCGGUUGCGAGAACGUAUGCUACGACAUCACUUUCCCCAUCUCUCACGUUCGAUUCUGGGUACUGCAGAUUAUUUUCGUAUCCACGCCGACGCUGAUCUACCUUGGCCACAUAUUGCAUCUGGUACGCAUGGAGGAGAAGCAGAAGGAGAAGGAGCAAACGCAGCAUCCAGUCGUUGUGGAUGCCCACAAGCACAAAAAGCCUCUCAUGAGAGACGACAAAGGCCGAGUGCGCCUGCAGGGGGAGCUUUUGCGCACAUAUGUCUUCAAUGUCAUUUUUAAGACGCUCUUUGAAGUGGGCUUCAUUGUGGCUCAGUACCUUUUGUACGGAUUUGAGCUGAAGCCCAUGUACACAUGUGACAGGCCGCCGUGCCCCAACGCGGUCAACUGCUACAUCUCCCGUCCCACUGAGAAAACCAUUUUUAUUAUUUUCAUGCUGGGCGUGGCCGCUGUUUCUCUCUUUCUUAACCUCAUUGAGAUCUAUCACCUGGGCUUCACCAAGUGCCGCCAGGGCAUCACCUUUAAAAGACGAAACCGGUCACCUGACAGCAUCCCAAAGGAGCCGAGUGACACGGGAGUGACGCCGCCGACUUAUGACGAGUACUUCCACGAACAUCGCCCGCCGAGCUACAACCUCUCGUCUCCGUGUGAGGGCGCCGAUUCUUCCUUCCACCCCUGUCACAGUAAAGCGGCUUCCAAACAAAACAAGGACAACUUAGCGGCGGAAAGGAGCAGCAGCAAGACAGAGGAAUGUGACCUCAAAGGGAAGAAGCCAGCGGGGUCGGCCCCCGGGACGCCCACGCAGGCCAGGCCGGGCCGCGGUGUCAAACACACCAACAACAAGACGAGAAUAGAUGACCUGAAGAUAUGAGGUUUCUCAGUCUGGAGGGUCUUACAUGGCUGUGAAGGGAUUGGAUUCAUUCCGUAGGUGACGUUCGAGGUCCUCACAAAAGUUGUUUUUGUUUGGGAAAGGGGUUUGUUGUAGUGGGAAUCAUGGACGUCACUAUAAGUCUAUGUUAGGGUGGCUGGAAGUUCCUAAGACCGACAAUAAGGUACUCGCUUUACAAUACGGUACACAAAAUACAGUAGUUACUGAGGAACUAAUAAAUACUUGCUCACGGGGCAACAAAACAAAAACACAUCCACAGCAAGUUAACGCAUCACAUAAAUCAACAGUAAACAUAACACUGAACUUCAAAAUGUGAUUUUCCAAAUGCCCUCAAGGCAUGCUGGGAAGUUACCAAGCACUACCAAGCAUACCUUGCGGAAUACAGUAGUUGGGUUAAAAAAAAUUGCCAUCUAUGUAUAGGGCGGCGUCAAGUAGAAUGAUAUACUUGCUCACGGAGCAACAAAACAAAAACACAUCCACAGCAAGUUAACGCAUCACAUAAAUCAACAGUAAACAUAACACUGAACUUCAAAAUGUGAUUUUCCAAAUGCCCUCAAGGCAUGCUGGGAAGUUCAGCGCUACCCAGCAUACCUUGCGGUGGGAAUAUAUGGGUGUUUAGAAAUGCACAGUGGGCCACAUUAAGACUUGUGGUGGGUCUGACGUGGCCCACAGGCCGCAGUUUGUCCAUCCCUGUUCUAAAGCGUUACUCAGUGGUACCUCGGGUUUUAUGCAAUUUUGGGUGGCUGGAAGUUCCUAAGACCGACAAUAAGAUACUCGCUUUACAAUAAGGUACACAAAAUACAGUAGUUAUUGAGGAACUUUCUUGACAUGUGGGUCACAAUGGGUUAAAAAAAAUUGCCAUCUAUGUAUAGGGCGGCAUCAAGUAGAAUGAUAUACUUGCUCACGGAGCAACAAAACAAAAACACAUCCACAGCAAGUUAACACAUCGCAUAAAUCAACAGCUAAACAUAACACUGAACUUCAAAAUGUUAUUUCCAAAUGCCCUCAAGGCAUGCUGGGAAGUUCAGCGCUACCCAGCAUACCUUGCGGCGGGAAUAUAUGGGUGUUUAGAAAUGCACAGUGGGCCACAUUAAGACUUGUGGUGGGUCUGACGUGGCCCACAGGCCGCAGUUUGUCCAUCCUUGUUUUAAAACGUUACUCAGUGAUACCUCGGGUUUUGAGCAAUUUUGGGUGGCUGGAAGUUCCUAAGACCGACAAUAAGGUACUCGCUUUACAAAAAGGUACACAAAAUAUAGUAGUUACUGUGGAACUUUCUUGACAUGUGGGUCACAAUGGGUUAAAAAAAAAUUGCCAUCUACGUAUGUAUAGGGCGGCAUCAAGCAGAAUGAUAUACUUGCUCACGGAGCAACAAAACAAAAACACAUCCACAGCAAGUUAACGCAUCGCAUAAAUCAACAGCUAAACAUAACACUGAACUUCAAAAUGGGAUUUUCCAAAUGCCCUCAAGGCAUGCUGGGAAGUUCAGAGCUACCCAGCAUACCUUGCGGCGGGAAUAUAUGGGUGUUUAGAAAUGCACAGUGGGCCAGAUUAAGACUCGUGGUGGGUCUGACGUGGCCCACAGGCCGCAGUUUGUCCAUCCCUGUUCUAAAGCGUUACUCAGUGGUACCUCGGGUUUUGAGCAAUUUUGGGUGGCUGGAAGUUCCUAAGACCGACAAUAAGGUACUCGCUUUACAAAAAGGUACACAAAAUACAGUAGUUGGGUUAAAAAAAAUUGCCAUCUAUGUAUAGGGCGGCAUCAAGCAGAAUUAUAUACUUGCUCACGGAGCAACAAAACAAAAAACACAUCCACAGCAAGUUAACGCAUCACAUAAAUCAACAGCUAAACAGCUAAACAUAACACUGAACUUCAAAAUGUUAUUUCCAAAUGCCCUCAAGGCAUGCUGGGAAGUUCAGCGCUACCCAGCAUACCUUGCGGCGGGAAUAUAUGUGUGUUUAGAAAUGCACAGUGGGCCAGAUUAAGACUCAUGGUGGGUCUGAAGUGGCCCACAGGCCGCAGUUUGUCCAUCCCUGUUCUAAAGCAUGACUCAAUGGUACAUCGGGUUUUGUGCAAUUUUUCCCAUAAGAAAUAAUGUAAAUCCCAUUAAUCUGUUCCAGGCACCCAAAAUAUGAAAAAAAUUAAUUUUACAGAUAACAAUUAUUGUUUUACAUACAGAAAACAAUGUGAAAUACACAUAAAUUAGGACUGAAAUGAGUGUCGUGUGUUGGGUAUCAAUAAAACAGAUAGAUAGUUGUCUAGUUACACAGCAUAAAUCAUGCACAUGGCAUGACUUCCUGUUCAGUGCAAAGUAACCUUCAAAAUAAAAGAAUGUCAGCAUUCACCUGAAUUUUCCUACAGUUAUGCUAUGCAAAAUUUUCACCCACAAGUUUUAAGUUAAUGUCAGACAUACUACAGUAAGAUAUUGUAGUAGUACAUUUUUGUCGGAAAAGGUAACCUAGCAAACCUAGCGACCAAAACCCCCCAGCUGUCAAACUUAGUGACGUCCCUGGUGUGAAUGGUGCAAUAUUCUUUCCACCAUUGCCAAUGAGCAAUGAAGUAGAAGUAUGCUCAGGUUUUUGUUAAAACUCCACACAAAAACUUUUGAGAACCAAAUCCACGGGUUCAGUUUUGGACCUGAAACAAGUGAAAGAGUACUUCAUCAACAUCCAGCGUAGAUGUGAGGCUUGUGCAAUGUUGUGAAAUACCUGGCACUCAUGAAACCAGCGUAUCCAAUUCCAGGACGUGCCUCAAGAGAGGCUGCAUUCGUCUCAGGAGUUUCCAUAUUUGUAUUGUCUCUUUCACGUGCACUGUAAUAACAUUCAAAGUACAACUGUUUCUAUGUUGUGUUUUUAUCAUUUGAUUAUACUUGGUACUUAUACUUGAUGACAAUG
This is a messenger RNA of Doryrhamphus excisus (bluestripe pipefish), 4129 nucleotides long. Its product is annotated as gap junction alpha-3 protein-like. NCBI's taxonomy places the organism in Eukaryota, Metazoa, Chordata, Actinopteri, Syngnathiformes, Syngnathidae. Gene Ontology annotation, cellular component: connexin complex. Gene Ontology annotation, biological process: cell-cell signaling. The record is from RefSeq and is a predicted model, not a curated record. Gene Ontology annotation, molecular function: gap junction channel activity.